UUUCAGGAUAGUCUUUCUCUGAACAUAUCUGCUGUGAAAAGGACCCUAGAGGAGAGAAGUUAAAUCAGCCUGGAUGUCGGUCUGCUCAGUGUGAAAGUGCUUUCAUGAGGGUAACCCUGGGCUAGAAACUACCCUUUGCUUUGAUUAGUCCUUGUGGAUCUGCUGCCAGGCAAUGGGCCAGAAAAUCUCAGGGAGUAUAAAAUCUGUUGAUGUGAGGGAACCACCAUUCAGGCCUGUAAAACGGGAGCUGAGAGGCCCGGAUUUCUGCAAGCCUGCUCGAUUGGAUAUGCUGUUGGACAUGCCUAUGGCCUCUUUUGAGGUCCAGCUUAAGCAUGCUUGGAACAAUGAGGACCGUUCUUUGAAUAUUUUUGUUAAAGAAGAUGAUAAGCUAACAUUUCACAGACAUCCAGUAGCCCAAAGCACGGACUGUAUUAGGGGCAGAAUUGGCUAUACCCGUGGUUUACAUGUCUGGCAGAUUCACUGGCCCACAAGGCAACGAGGAACACAUGCUGUAGUUGGUGUGGCAACAGGAGAAGCUCCACUGCACUCUGUAGGUUAUACCUCAUUGGUUGGUAGCAAUAAUGAGUCAUGGGGAUGGGACUUGGGGCGCAAUAAACUUUAUCAUAACAGUAAAAACCAACCUGGAGUUACGUAUCCUGUUUUUUUAGAGCCAGAUGAAUCUUUUGUUCUCCCAGACUCAUUUUUAGUAAUUUUGGACAUGGAUGAAGGGACGUUGAGUUUCAUUGUAGAUGGACAAUAUCUUGGAGUGGCCUUUAGGGGACUGAAGGGAAAAAAACUGUAUCCUGUAGUAAGCGCAGUAUGGGGGCACUGUGAAAUUACAAUGAGAUACAUUAAUGGACUUGAUCCUGAACCGUUGCCUUUAAUGGACUUGUGCCGAAGAUCGAUUCGUCUCGCUCUUGGCAGAGACCGUCUGCUUGAGAUAGAAUCACUACCCUUGCCUCUGUCUUUGAGAAAUUAUCUACAAUACCAGUGAAGAAGGGAAGCAAAAAAAAAAAAACCUGCAUCCCCUAUGGACUCUGCUAGAUGAAAAUCAAUGCAAACAGCAGGAGCUAUUGUUUACAUCCCAUUGUCUGUGGUGGACACCUGACUUAUUUAAUUUUAAUAUACAACUGCAACCGAAUAUAGCAGAACCUAAUAGGAACUAGUGAAGAAUGAGAUACCUUGGUCCACAUGUACUACAAUGUGUACUGGUUGGCUUGCUUAGUGGGAGAUUAGAUCAGAGUAUCUUAAUCUGUUAAAUAAGGAUCCCAUGGGAAAAAUGUUUUAAUUGACAAAAAUCUAGAAAUUGUAUUGGUUAAAAUGUGUUUUUAAUUCAAAAUAUGAAUCUAGUUUGGUCCACUCAUAAGGCUGGUUGUAAAGGAAUAUUAGAAGUUAAUGUACUACAGUGUUUUUAAACAGAUUAAGUGAUUAAAUGUUUUGGUUAAAUGGAGGCAUAUCCUUAAUUAUCACUGGCUGUGUUCCUCCACCCAACCUCCUGAAAUUGAAAUUAGUUCCUGUAAAGUUCUGCAUGACAGAUGAUAAAGGCUAUGUUUACUACCACAGAGUUUUAAAAUUACCAUACAGAAACACGCUUGUCACUUUUUUAUUUGAACAAAAUAUAAUUUUUACUUUGUAGACUUUCUUAAAUGCGUUGUUUACUUAAUGUUAUAUGUGUGAUAUGUUAUUUAUCAGUUUGGGGAUCUGUGAAGUCCUAUUUAAAUUGUUCCUUGCUGAUCUAAAGACCAGCUAAAGGCUCCAUGUUAUAUUUACUUUUCAGAUUACCCACAUCCUGAAUUUUUUUUAAGAAAAAAGAUGCUGCUUUCUUUUUGACUUUUUAAGUUUGUUACUAUGCCUGCUCAGUUAUCUAGUUUUUAACUGGAUAUUGUUGAAAUGGCAGGGCAUCAGAUAUGUAAAUUGUGCUGCCUUUCGCAUAUUUUAAUGUGAACGUAAAUGACAACUGACUGAAGACAUAUCUUCCAAUAAAGUUUACUGUCCAAAAGUUAAA
Protopterus annectens (West African lungfish) is the source of this 2005-nucleotide messenger RNA. RefSeq names its product SPRY domain-containing SOCS box protein 4-like. Gene Ontology annotation, cellular component: SCF ubiquitin ligase complex. NCBI's taxonomy places the organism in Eukaryota, Metazoa, Chordata, Ceratodontiformes, Protopteridae. Gene Ontology annotation, molecular function: protein binding. The transcript has 2 exons. The coding region runs from base 173 to 994 and encodes 273 amino acids. Gene Ontology annotation, biological process: proteasome-mediated ubiquitin-dependent protein catabolic process. The record is from RefSeq and is a predicted model, not a curated record.